This is a messenger RNA of Lycium ferocissimum, 1737 nucleotides long. RefSeq names its product probably inactive leucine-rich repeat receptor-like protein kinase At5g48380. The transcript is spliced from 2 exons. Bases 59 to 1732 code for a protein of 557 amino acids. The record is from RefSeq and is a predicted model, not a curated record. Lineage: Eukaryota; Viridiplantae; Streptophyta; Magnoliopsida; Solanales; Solanaceae. Gene Ontology annotation, molecular function: receptor serine/threonine kinase binding; protein kinase activity; ATP binding. Gene Ontology annotation, biological process: protein phosphorylation.
CAUAAGUCAAUUUGUAAAUGACACCACAAUUGCCAAAGCAAAUAACUCAAUAAAUAUCAUGGUCCUGCUGAUGAAGGCAAUGCAUUCUAAAACAAAAUAUUUCACUCACAAAAUGAGCAGCUGCAUCAUUCUUUACUUAGUACUACCAUUUUUCAUACUUUGCAGCUUUUCUCUAAGAUGCAAAGCGCUACAGGGUGACAUCGAUUGCUUGAAAUCGAUUAAAGAUUCAUUGGAAGACCCUUUAGCUUACUUGAAUUCUACCUGGAAUUUCAACAAUCGCACAGAAGGUUUCAUAUGCAAAUUUGUAGGAGUAGAUUGUUGGCAUUCUGAUGAGAACAGAGUUUUAGCCAUUAGACUUCCAGACAUGGGACUAAAGGGUGAGUUUCCACUAGGCAUACAAAAUUGCCAAUCUUUAACUGCUCUAGAUCUUUCAAACAACAGGCUACAUGGAUCCAUCCCUUCGAAUAUAUCAAAAAUAAUCGGUUUUACUGUAAAUCUUGAUCUCUCGAACAACCAAUUAUCAGGCGAGAUCCCAGCCGACCUUGCAAAUUGCUCUUAUCUUAAUAACCUCAAAUUAGAUAACAAUAGACUAGAAGGUCCAAUCCCACCUCAAGCUGGCUUGUUAGAUCGACUUAAGACGUUUAAUGUUGCCAACAACAUGUUGAGAGGGCAAGUGCCAAAUUUUAUUAAUGCCACUAUUCCAGCUGAAAGUUAUGCAAAUAAUCCAGGACUUUGUGGUAAACCUCUGCCACCAUGUCGUGGCGCAUCCGUAGAGAACCAUCAUACUAUGUUUAUUAGUGGUUUUGUGACUGGUUGGUCGCUUUUUACUUUACUUGGUAUAUAUCUUUUUUCCUUCGGUUUACUUUGUGUAAAAAAGAUGCUUCUAUUGAUCAAGAAGAGAACAAAGGUAAUGGUAAUUGAUGGAAGUGAAUGGCCUGGAGGAGAAGAAGUAAACAACAACCCGAAGAUUUUAAAGCUGGAGAAGAUUGUUACAAGAAUGAGUUUUAUGGAAUUAUCAAAAGCGACUUCGAAUUUCAGCCAAGACAAUGAAAUCGGGAAUGGAAUGCUUGGGAAAGUGUACAGAGCACUGGUGCCAAAUGGAUGGACAGUUGCCAUAAAGAGGCUCCAAAGUUCCGAGAAUUUGGAGGAAGAGUUUGUUUCCGAGAUUACAACUCUAGGUAGUCUGAGGCAUCCGAAUUUAGUCCCUCUAAUCGGCUUUUGUUCUGAGAGGGACGAGCUACUUCUUGUUUACAAGUACAUGCCUAAUGGAAACUUACAUGAGUGGUUGCACUCAACCGACGACAAGGCAAGACUCUUGAAUUUUCCUCUAAGGGUUAAAAUUAUUUUUGGCGUCGCGAAAGCCUUGGCUUGGCUUCAUGAUGGUGGAAAAUUCCAUGUUGUACAUGGUAGCAUAAGCACACAAUGCAUCUUGCUCGAUGAAAAUUUCGAUCCCAAGUUAUCCAAUUUUUGGGAGGCAACACUUGCAAAAACAAAUGACAUAGAUUCGAACUUGAGUCUACUGCCAAUAGUUGAGUCUUUAGACUUUACAACAUACAAGAAAGAUGUCUAUCGAUUGGGGGUUGUGCUUCUCGAGCUUUUAACAAGGAAAGAAUCUUAUGAAUUGAGUUGUUCGACUCUUAAUUUUUCCAGCAGCUCUUUUGCCAGUCCUCUAGAUGUGGAUAAACUCUUGUUAGGGCAAGGAUAUGAUGCUAUGGUAAUGCGGUUUGCUUGAACUUG